Molecule: messenger RNA, 1716 nt
Organism: Fukomys damarensis (Damara mole-rat)
Lineage: Eukaryota; Metazoa; Chordata; Mammalia; Rodentia; Bathyergidae
Gene: Pheta2
Product: PH domain containing endocytic trafficking adaptor 2
Exons: 3
Coding region: 274-1053 (259 amino acids)
Biological process (GO): receptor recycling; endosome organization; retrograde transport, endosome to Golgi
Cellular component (GO): trans-Golgi network; recycling endosome; early endosome
Source: RefSeq, a predicted model, not a curated record
GGCGGGAACCGCGGCGAUCUGGGCCCCGAACGGAAGACUCCGGGAGGCCUGGGUCCCGGACACGCGCCCAGCCCACUCCCCCUGGCUUUUCCUCAGCCACCUGGACGGGGUCUGCUCCUCCUCUGUCCCAGGGCCUGCUUCUUUCUCUCCGUAGCCCUCACCAUUACUGGUCUAACUGUUUCGCAGGCUCCUGGGAACAGUCGCUGGCUGAACUGUGUGGCCAAACAAGAGACCCCGCCUCGCCCCGUGAGCUCUGUUGUUUUUGUGGGAGCCAUGAAGCUGAACAAGAGGAGCGUGGCCCACUAUGCACUGAGUGACUCCCCAGCAGACUACACGGGCUUCCUGCGCACUUGGGGGGGGCCUGGGGCCCCCCCUACUCCCAGCGGUACUGGCAGAAGAUGCUGGUUUGUUCUCAAGGGUAACCUGCUGUUCUCCUUUGAGAGUCGGGAGGGCCGGGCCCCACUGAGCCUGGUGGUGCUUGAGGGCUGCACAGUGGAGCUGGCUGAGGCUCCCAUGCCCGAGGAGUUCGCCUUCGCCAUCCACUUCGACGUCCCUGGAGUGCGGCCACACCUGCUGGCAGCAGAUGGGCAGGUGGCCCAGGAGGCCUGGGUGAAGGCACUCUCCCGGGCCAGCUUUGGCUACAUGCGGCUGGUGGUACGAGAGCUGGAGAGCCAGCUGCAGGAUGCCCGAAGGAGCCUAGCCAUGCAUCGCUGCACAUCCCAGAAGGCUGGUGCCAGCCGCCAAAAGCAACAGGCACCUGACAGCAGAUCUCCAGGCCUGGAAAAUAGUCACUUUCUCCCCAGGGACUGCACUCCCCUGGGCACUGUGGAAGGGGGAGGUUGCAGGCUAGUAGGGCAAGAUUUGCCUGAGUGGGAGUUGCAGGGUCCCACCAGCCUCCUCCUAGGCAGGGGGCAGAGCCCUGUGUCCCCCGAGACCUCCUGCUUCUCCACCCUGCAUGAAUGGUAUGGCCAAGAAAUCUUGAAGCUGAGGCAGGGUUGGCAGCAGAGGGCCCAGGGAAAGCAGUCAGGAUGCAGGCGCCAGGAUAAACCCUGAGCCUGGGCCCUGUGAAUUCUGGUUGUGUCCUGCUGGUCAAGACACCGGGUGCUUGUUCAGGAGUUAAGUGUUUACUCGUUUGCAAGAUUACUUUGCCGGGAGUAGGGUGAUGGGGUAGGGGCAUCUGCUCCCUCUUGUUCUUUCUACCUUCUCGGGGUUCCACUCCUCCCUUGUGCCUGAAGGGGACUGAUGAACUAUGACUUCCAACUGCUGUUUCCUGAGGCCCAGAGAGGAAAGGUGGCCUGCACAGGACUCUGUGCUGGACAUUAACAAAGUGAUAACAAAGUGAAGGAACUGCCCUCCUUUUGACCUGCACAGUGGAACCUAUGGUCAUGGUUUCCAACACAGGGAGUCUUACAUUCAUUUAACUCUUUUGGCCACAGAUUAUCUGAGAAAGGGGAUUUAUGUGUCAUAGGAAUUCCUGGGCCCAGCUCCUCCUGAGGGGGCAGGAAAGGUGAGCAUACACCCCACCCCCCUUCUCUAGUUUGGGUGGAGCCCUUCGUAGGAGAGGGCCUUUUACCCAUAAGAGGGAUUUAUUUCUUCUACUCUUCCUGGGUGCCCUGACAAUAGAUGGUGCAGGACUUUGUGGGGCUGUUAGCUUGUUGUUGUUUUUUUUUUUUUUUGUACUGGGGAUUGAACUCAGGACCUUGUAUUUGUGAGGCA